This is a messenger RNA of Aspergillus fijiensis CBS 313.89, 1194 nucleotides long. RefSeq names its product phytoene desaturase family protein. The transcript has 4 exons. Gene Ontology annotation, molecular function: oxidoreductase activity. Lineage: Eukaryota; Fungi; Ascomycota; Eurotiomycetes; Eurotiales; Aspergillaceae. The record is from RefSeq and is a predicted model, not a curated record. Bases 1 to 1194 code for a protein of 397 amino acids.
AUGUAUGCCCAUGGUAUCGUUAUUCACCACAACUAUGGAAAAGCCAUCAGUUGUUAUAGUCGGAGCCGGCACUAUCCGUCCUUGCGCGCCCUCCUCUGCCAGCCAAACGUCUUCCGGAUGCUCCUGACCAUGCGUCCCUGGACGACCAUGUACGGCCGAGCGCAGCACUAUUUCACCAGCACCAAGAUGCGGCAGGCCUGGACCUUUGCCUCGAUGUAUGUGGGCAUGAGUCCGUACGGGGCGCCGGGGACAUACGCGCUGCUGCAGUACUCGGAGACGGUCGACGGGAUCUGGUAUCCGCGCGUGACCCGCAUUAUCCUCUCCGACGACCAGCACACUGCGCGGGGCGUGCGCCUGCACUCAGGCGAAGAGAUCCUGGCCGACAUCGUCAUCGUCAACGCGGACCUCGUCUACGCCUACACCCACCUCCUCCCGCCCUGCCCGUACGCCGCCACGCUCACGCAACGCCCGACCUCCUGCAGCAGCAUCUCCUUCUUCUGGGCGGUGGACACGCCGCUGCCCCAACUCCGCCCGCACAAAAUCUUCCUGGCCGAGCACUACCGCGAGAGCUUCGACGCGAUCUUCAUCCAUCACAGCAUUCCCGCCGACCCGUCCUUCUACGUCAACGUCCCCAGCCGGAUCGAUCCCACCGCCGCGCCGGAGGGCAAGGAAGCGCUGGUCGUGCUGGUUCCGGUGGGCAGUCUGCGCAGCUCCGGAGAAGGAAGUCACCAGGAUGAAUGGGGGGAGGAGAUCGUCGCACAUACCCGCGAGCUGGUCCUGCGCACCAUCGAGUCCCGCACGGGGAUCCGGAACCUCAGCGCACACAUCCUCCACGAGACGCAUGAGACCCCGCCAACGUGGCGGAUUAAGUUCAAUCUCGAUCGCGGCGCGAUCCUGGGCCUGUCACAUUCCUUCGGCAAUAUGUUGAAGUUCCGGCCUGCGAUGAAGCACGCGAGCAUCGGCGGGCUGUACUUUGUCGGCGCGAGUACGCAUCCUGGGACGGGCGUGCCGAUUUGUCUUGCGGGAGCGAAGUUAGUUGCGGAGCUGGUUAAGCGGGAUGUCGAGUCUGUGGGAAGCAGUGAUAGGGAUAGGGCUACAGGGCGGGUUUUCUGGGAUAUACUGUUGGGGAUGCUUGGUGUUGCUGUCGCAGGUCUGUUUGUGAUGCAGAUUCGGUUUGGGCAGGGUUGCGAGUAG